Messenger RNA from Pelmatolapia mariae (spotted tilapia), 3195 nucleotides. Its product is annotated as ranBP-type and C3HC4-type zinc finger-containing protein 1-like. Gene Ontology annotation, cellular component: ubiquitin ligase complex. Gene Ontology annotation, biological process: protein linear polyubiquitination; positive regulation of canonical NF-kappaB signal transduction; proteasome-mediated ubiquitin-dependent protein catabolic process. The transcript has 9 exons. The coding region runs from base 231 to 1541 and encodes 436 amino acids. Gene Ontology annotation, molecular function: ubiquitin-protein transferase activity; ubiquitin binding. The record is from RefSeq and is a predicted model, not a curated record. Lineage: Eukaryota; Metazoa; Chordata; Actinopteri; Cichliformes; Cichlidae.
UGAAGUCGCUGUUUCUUUACGGAGAAGAUUUACAGUCGUACUCUUCAGCUUCCUGUUUUGUUUUUCUGUCGCUCGGCUUCGGGUAGACAUGGAAGAAUUUGCGAGGCGCGGAGACAGCCAGAGCCUCCCCGUGAUAAAACGCGCUCUCUUUAAACACCGGUGGACCUGUUAAACCCCGCAGAAGACACGGGCAGCAGUACCGAGCCUCACCCGUCCCUGGUGUCCGCGACAUGGCUCUCAGCUCGGGCGGCUGGGCUCCACCAGCCCCGAUUCCUGCCUCGUCCCCACAGGCUGCAUGCGGCGGCCCUGCACCUACCGCCUGCUGCAGUACAGUUUUAAUGUCCGUCCGUGUUUCGGUGUGCCAUUCCGGGAUCCGACCGCUGUACCUCCCCGGAGCGGGCAGCGAGGCUCUGCGCCUGCAGCUCAGCAUGGACCCGAGCCGGGCCGGAGAGUUCCGACUGGCUUUACGCGAUACGAGCGGAAACCGCAGUGUGUUUAUUGCAGAGUUUGACCUGCGCUCUGUGCAGUAUGAGGUCAAGUCCUCUCGCUGCCAUGAGAUGCGUCUUGUUGCUCCGCCUCACGACUGCAUCCGCUUCAACUUCCGCUGCGACCGAGAGGCCGAGGAGUGGGCCACCGUGAUGAUGUCUUCACUAAGAGAGGCACACAGAGUUGCAAAUGUGGAUACAUAUGAAUCCGACAGCAAACAGAACAACACGGCAGCGGCGAAGGAGCAGUGGAGCUCAGCCUCGCUCCCGCUGAGCGAGGAGCUGUGUUUGGAGCUCACCAGGGCAAUCGAAGCCGGCGACACGCAAGCUGCUUCACAGCACGCGUCCGCGCUGGCUCAACAGAAAGCGUCGCUGACGAUACAGCUGUCGGAAAAAAACUACGCAGAUGGGGAAAUCAGUUUAUCUGUGGUGGUGGAGGAUGUCUCGUCAUCCUGUUGUGUCACAGUGAAAGUGUUUCCCUACAUGACUGUGGCUGCACUCAAGCAACAGGUAUUUCUCGAGUACGGUUUCCAUCCUCGCGUCCAGCGCUGGGUGAUUGGUCAGUGUUUGUGCACCGAGCCGAGGUCAUUAGCUUCCUACGGGGUGCAGAAGGAUGGCGAUACAGCGUACCUAUACUUGAUCUCUGCCCGGCAAGCCCGGAUUACCCGCCACCUGUUCCAGCAGGACCUGGAGAGUGCCCUACUCACCACACCUCUCCCCCCAGGCAACGGCCCCACCUCCCAGGACUGGAGGGGUUACAACACCCUCCCCUCGAGGCUUCCCCACAACAACCAGGGUACAGGUGGAGGGAGCGACAGAUCAGGUGACAUCAAAGAUGUUCUCGACAUUGAGAAGCUGCAGCUGAAUGAUCAUACCAGCAAAGCGAGUAAAACACAGCAGACAGAGUGGGCAUGUCCCUCGUGCACUUUCAUCAACAAGCCAUCUCGUCCCGGCUGCGAGAUCUGCGCUACAGCCAGACCUGACACACAGAGCUUUAUCCAGCAGGAGAAAGGAAGGCGAGAGGAUCGGGGAGAGUCUGGUUUAAGCAGCAGCUGACUGCCCUUCAUCACUGUCCGGUUUUCACUUCUCACUCACUCGCACGCACACAUACAUACACACAGAGUGAGAAGGCUAAUUCUGCCACUUACAUGUUGACAAAAUACUUACAUGAAGCCUGUCAAGUGCACUGAGAGUCCUCUGACAGCUGGCUGGCUGCUGAAGACGGGGCCGUUUGAAGCGCUGUAGCAUGACGCAGAGCUGCACCCUUCGCUGCUCAGACGAUGAACUGCUGACACGAAGCUUUGACAGUUUAUAUGGACAUGACCUGACCAUGACAUACUUCUGCAUCAGGCCAGAUCUCCUUGCUAUUUAUUUUACUGUGUGCGUGCGUGGGUGUUAGUGUGAGUGUGUGUGUGUGUGUGUGUGUGUGUGUGUGUGUGUGGAGCAAGCAACACAGACAGCCUAAUAUUUAUUUUAGGUGGGAAGAGAAGGGAGGUAAAUUUGAUUGGAGCUGAAUUUGUGGAAAUGUCAAACUCCGGUGUCUGCCAACUGUGAAGUGAUAAGAAAGGUUGAAGCCUUGUGCAAUACCCUAUUCUGUCUGUUAAUAUGACAUCUGUUGGUGCCAAAAGAAUAUUAAAAGUGUUUUUAAAAUAAAAAAGAAGCAGCAGUGGCUGUAAAGAGAAGGAUUUGUGAUGCAUUUACAGGGUUGUUGAGUGCUUUUAUUUUUGUAUAACAUUGUAUUACAUGUAUUAUUUUUACCAGAGGAGCAUUGAGUAAUUGUACAUUUUAGCAGCUGAUCUAAUUUGUUUCUUUGAGAUGUGACAGCAAAAGAAUGAUCUGUUUUCAGUACAUAAUACUGUAAAAGCUCACAUUAUCUGAAUAAACAAAAUGGAAUUAAAAUAAAUGCAGUUUUUUCUGUUCUUGUGAGAUCUACAAACGUCGUGUUAUUAGGCACAGCCUGCUAGUAACAGGUUGGACCUCUGUUUGCCUUCAGAAUUAACUUAAUUCUUCAUGGCGCAGAAUCAACAAGGUGCUGGAAACAUCCAUCAGAAUGGCAUGACAGCCUCCUACGGAUGCUGCACAUCUGUCAGCUGCACAUCCAUGAUGUGAAUCUCCUGUUCCACAUCAUCCCAAAGGUGCUUUGUUGGCUUGAGAUCUGUGAUUGUGGCGGCCAUGUGAGUAGAGUGAACUCAUUGUCAUAUCAAGAAACCAGUUUGAGAUAAUUUGAGUUUUCUGACAUGGUACGUUAUCCUGCAGCCAUCAGACGAUGGGUCCACUGUGGUCAUGAAGGCAUGAACACGGUCAGCAUCAAUACUCAAGAAGGCUGCGGUGUGAAUCGUAGCCUCAGCUUCCUGCUCCUAGGUAAACAGAAUCUGGUGUGAUCUUCUGCUGCUGUAGCCCAUCGGCUUUAAGGCUCAAGAUGCUCUUCAGCAUACUUGGCUGUAAUGUGGUUAUUUCUAUUAUCUUGAAGCAGUGUGGUCAUUCUUCUCCAACCUCUAGCAUCAAACAGGCAUGUUUAACCAGAGAACUGCAGUGCACUGGGUAUUUUGUCUUUGACCGCUCUCUGUAAACCCUCCAGAUGUUUGUACAGGGCCUUUGUGGAAGUCCUUUUAAUCUGUGGCAACAGGUCUGAAAUCUUUCUGUAGGAAAAGUGUCAUUUCACUCUUUUUUUGUGUUUUUCUACACUAAAAAAACUAUUUUUCAUCCAUGU